AUGGCGGAAACGCUCGCAACGGACUCGUCGCUUCCUGAGCCAACCUUCAUCUUCCAUCCACUAAGCGCCCCGCUUAUGACGACCAAUGUCUCUCCGAGUCCGAGUCUGGGGUAUCGACCCGGGAACAAGGAUUUCAUGUUUGUCGAGUUCCAGCUGGGCAGUCGAGAAAAGGCAUUCAUUGUCCGGAAUUUUCACCAGAGGAGGAAGCAGGCUUCCAUCGAUCGGCUAAACGUUCGACCUCUGUCAAGGACGCGCAUCUCAUCGCAGGAUGAACAAGCAGCUGCCGGAUACGCAAAUGCCAGAAACCGGAGGCUUAUCCAAACGAGCUGCGAGAGACGCUCGUUGUCAACCUACCCCAGCCACAGCAGGUACGGGGAUCCCUUCUCCCCAUACGUGAAGCCCAUCGCGGCGAGGUUGAAUAUGUACUUGCAUCACUUCGGCGACCACGUUAUUUUCGCCUCAUACCCUUUCCACGCCCCCGAGAUGCAACUCUGGUGGAUGCAACACGCAGUCGCGUCACCGGCCAUGCUGCAGACAUGUGCGUUCAGGGCAGCCGAGCACAGGGCGAUCCUGCAAUCCAGCCAGGGGGUCUCGGCCCAGGUCGUUGAACGGUCGAACAGGGACUCUAUAGGGUUUCGGAUCAUGGCGCUCAAGACGCUCAAUACGCUCUUGCGGGACCCGGCGGCAGCGGCCACUCAGUCGACGGUGCUUCUUAUCAGUUCGCUUGUGGCGAAUGAGGCUUUUGGUGCGAAUUCCGAGGCGCUGCAGACUCAUCUCGAGGGUCUGCUGACGCUUAUAUCCUUGCUGGGGGGGCUGGAUGCACUCGAUCAUAUGCUACUUUCCACAGUCUAUCAGUAUGAACAGAGCUAUUUCUACCAAUGA
This is a messenger RNA of Aspergillus calidoustus, 882 nucleotides long. NCBI's taxonomy places the organism in Eukaryota, Fungi, Ascomycota, Eurotiomycetes, Eurotiales, Aspergillaceae. The record is from the annotation of a GenBank genome assembly.